GAUAAUUGCAAAUACAAUUGCGUGACACAUUGUAUGGAUAAUGGAGUAUAUUGAUGUUAAUGUGUACGUUGCUUGGCCAGUGUCCUUGGGAUCCAUGCCUAUACCUUUGAUUUCAUCUUGAAGUUACACCUUUGGAUCGCCAUGGAUAGUAUAUUGGAUACCAUUCGUCAAGUGAAGGAUGUUGUUGGUUUGUCUACGGACCAUCCUGCUGAGGAUAAAACUGAACACACAGAGUCACCAAAAGAACGGCAACUUCAGCAUGAUCCGUAUAUGUCCCUUGUUAAUGUAGAGGACCAUAUAGUUCCCCUAUGGGAGCGUGAUAUAGACCUCGGUGCGGCUGUAGACAAACGUCCAGCUGCGGUAGAUCUGGAAUAUAGAUAUAGCUUGGAACAAUUUAUUCAGCAAUCUUCUAUUGCUAGUGACUAUAGCGAAUCGUCGUAUGCUGAUGACUUCAGUCGUUUAUCUGAAUCGGACAUUGAAGAGAAUGAGAUUCGCGGUGUUUACUUGAGUGGGUUGCAGAGUGCUCGAGUUCGUCCUGGUAUUCUCGAGCCUGAGGCUCAUCCAAUUUACGUUGAAGGGCUUGCGAUACACGGUGGCAAGCUUCAGUGUAUAGACAUGUCGCCAUAUCGUGAUCAGUUUGGUAUUUUGGAUUACGAGUGGUUCAUUGGUAUCCAUUAUAGUUGUGCUGAUCGUUAUGACCCUUUACGUGUGGGCAACGGCAGUGUUUUGACUGUUCCUUUAUCGGCGAUUGGCAAGUAUAUAUUUUGUCGUGCUCAUCGUCGUAUUGAGCAUCAGGCUGUUGAGGAGUUGAAUGCUCCUGAGGUUGGUGUUUACGACCCUCACGUAUCAGGUUCACUUAAUGCUGGAUACCUUCCACACGACCAAUUUUACGAUAUUUCAAGUUGGUGCGUGAUAGGUCCCGUUAACAUAUGUGACGAGUGGUCUCUUGAGAUAAUGCACGGUUUAUCUGAGGGUACUUACACUAUCGAGGCCUCUUUAUUUUAUGUUGACGACUUGUUUAGGUCACCUUCCUUGAGUGACACAGGCUCCUCGCUGGGUCAUGUAAGAUUACAGCUAUCUUAUGACAACCUGAGCAUAUCGGACCAUGGUAGUAAUGACGGCUCUUGUACGGUGUCUAAUAUGCGGAAAUUAUACAAUUCUCGUGUAUUUAGUGGCGAGGGAUCAGUUGCUACAUUGGAUUAUACUGAUUUUGAGGUGGAGAUAUCAACUUCAUCUAAUGAAUGGCUUAUUCUGAGCAUCCACAACACUCCUCCAUUGCUCUAUUAUGUCUAUGUUAAGUUUAAAGACCAAUUCCAGUGUGCUUUUGUAUUAUAUAUGAUCUCUAGCUUCAAGUACCAAAGGACGCUUGGAUUAGACUGUUCGCACUGGAAAUCGAAGUUUCUGAACUGUGAUGUGUCGGUACUUCAUGAUUUCUUUCGUGAUUCGGUUUUCAAGUGACUGUAUUUGCGCGGGUAUGCAUUGAGGUGCUUGUGAUAGACAUCACGAUUUGG
This is a messenger RNA of Babesia bovis T2Bo, 1511 nucleotides long. RefSeq lists its product as uncharacterized. Lineage: Eukaryota; Apicomplexa; Aconoidasida; Piroplasmida; Babesiidae. The record is from RefSeq and is a predicted model, not a curated record. The coding region runs from base 142 to 1458 and encodes 438 amino acids. The transcript is spliced from 7 exons.